Messenger RNA from Bolinopsis microptera, 4918 nucleotides. Its product is annotated as heterogeneous nuclear ribonucleoprotein U-like protein 1. Gene Ontology annotation, molecular function: protein binding. The record is from RefSeq and is a predicted model, not a curated record. The transcript is spliced from 12 exons. The coding region runs from base 9 to 4145 and encodes 1378 amino acids. NCBI's taxonomy places the organism in Eukaryota, Metazoa, Ctenophora, Tentaculata, Lobata, Bolinopsidae.
AGUAGUCCAUGUCGAGAUUCAGAGGAAAUCCCCGGUUUGGGGGUCCUGGUCCGGGAGGGCCCCCUCGCCACCUCAUGAGAGGAGGCGGUCCACCUAGAGGAGGACGAGGAGGAUUCCAGCAACACCGGGACCGACAGCCCAUGAACUUGAUGGGUGGACCCGGGCCUAGAGGACCUCCUAGAGAUAACGGACCGGGGCCUAGAGGCCCUCCUAGAGAUCGAGGCCACGAUGGCCCCAGAGGCCCCUCUAGAGAUAGAGGAGGUUUCCAGAACAACAAUUUCCGCGGGCGAGUAAAUUUCCGCGGUGGGAACAACCGUGGCCCUAUGAACUCAUCACCAAGCAGCUCCAACAUCAGAACUGAAAGUAAAGAUAAAAGCGAAGUUCAAGAAUUUCCAGUCCCAGCUGUAAAACCAGCUGUUAAAGAUGAACCCAAAGCCGUAGAAGAGCAGCCUAAAAAAGCGGUUGAGCCAAAGAAAGACGAGCUAAUGGAUACAGCUGAAUCCAGCAAGCCUGCUCCAGCUCCCGAAGCCCCUGCAGAAGUAGUACCUGCUCCAGAACCGGAGGUUACAAAACCUGAUCCAGUGGCCGAAGAGAGCGUUCCACAUCUCACGGAGGUGUACAUUAGUGAGUACCUGUGUGACCUCUACCUUGACGUUGAUAAAGACGGUGUGACGGGUAUCCCGAAGAGUACAGCUGGGUUUGACUGCUUGUGGGCCUCGCUUCGCGCUACUCACGGUGUUUCUGGGGGCAAGAUAGCGUUUGAAGUGUUGGCACUAGAGAACACCACUAGUAGUACGGAACAGAAUGCUUGUGUACUCAGAGUCGGCUGGUCGCAUGAUGAGAUCGAUAUAUCCCUCGGUGAGAAUGGAAGUUCAUGGGGUUACGGAGGAACAGCCAAGAAGUCACAUGACAACAAAUACCUGAACUAUGGAGACAAGUUUGGAGCUGGAGAUUCCAUCACAUGUUACGUCGACCUCGAGUCAGACGAGAAGACAAUUUCCUUUGCAAAAAAUGGUAAACAUCAGGGUGCAGCCUUCACUUUGACCCCAGAUAAUUUGAAGAAACCCCUCUUCCCCUCCGUUUCAUCGAAGAACGUCAAAUUCUUGCUAAAUUUUGGACAGCAGCCAACAAAGCACCCCCUGGCGGAUGGUUACAAAAUGAUUGCAUUCACCGCUGCCGACCACGUGCACCCAUGUGUAGCAGGCCCUGCCACCCUCGCUGACGCUGAGUUUAUCAUGAUGGUGGGUCUCCCUGCUGCUGGUAAGAGCACAUGGUGUGAGAGCCACGCUGCUGCUCAUCCAGAUAAGAGAUACAACAUCCUCGGUACUAAUCUGAUCAUGGAGAAGAUGAAAGUUACUGGUCUCCAUAGAAAGAGGAACUACCAUGGCCGCUGGGAGGAGCUCAUUCAGAAAGCUACCGGUAUUCUGAACACUCUGUUCAAGAUCGUGGAACAAAAACUUGAAAGGUUUCCCCGGAACAUUAUCCUUGAUCAAACCAACGUUUACGAAAGUGCAAGACGUAGAAAGCUCCGGAACUUCUCCAAGUUCGGCCGGAAAGUAGCUGUAAUUAUCGUGAAUGCCGGCGAGGAGUUGACCAAGAGGAACGCUAUAAGAGAAAAGGAGGAGGGUAAGUUUGUUCCAGAAAGUGCUGUUAUGGAAAUGAAAGCAAACUUCCGUAUCCCAGCUCUAACUGAAGGACUCACUGAAGUGCAGUUCAUUGAAAUGGACGAGUCUGCCACAAAGAAACAAAUAGAUGAAUUUCAGGCAGAAGGAAAGAAAUAUAAGGAGCGAGGAAGUCGGUCCGAAAGUGAGAAAGCUAAACCAGGGGAAAAGAGGAUGUCUGAAAAACCUCCCUUUGAGGACAAGCUCAACAAACGUUCAAAACCAGACAAUGAGCCCUCAAGAUCGGACGGCGGUCGACACCCAAGUAGCUCUCGCGACAGAUCCAACGAUGGUGACCGCUCCAGACAAGAUCGGCCUAAUCGUUCUUUUGAAGAUAGGAGAAGAGAUAGCGACAGGAGGGACCGAGACGACAAAGAUCGUAGAGUUGAGAGAGGAGGCAGCUCGAGAGGAGGGUUCUCUGUAACUGUGGAUAGAAGAGAAGAUAACAGGAGGAGGAGUGCGGAGAAAGCUAGAUCUACUUCUGGAGACCGGGGUGGUGACCGGGGUAGCCGGGAUCAAGGAGGGAGAAUGGGCAGGAACAAUGAUAGGGACAGUAGAGGGGACAGUGGCAGGGGCAGAGAUGAUCGCAGAGGAGGUGGUGGGCGGUUUGGCAGUAGAGAUGCUGAUAACAAAGAUGAGGGUGGUUUCAACAGAGACAGAGGUGGCUUCAGAGGUGGAAAUGACAGAGGUGGGAAUGACAGAGGACGAGAUUUUGGACGUGGUGAUACCCGUGGUGGUCGUGAUGAUAGAUCAGGUUUUGGAGGUAACCAAAGUAACAACAGACCAUCCCGCUUUAGUGACCGUAAUCCUCCUGCUCCAACACCAAGUCAGGAUACCAAACCUGGAGGUUGGAACCAACGUGGUCCUGAACACCAACCCAACCAAUAUGGCGCUGGUGCUCCUCAGCCAAAUAACCAGUUCGGUGGUUCUCGUGAUCGUGGGGGGUCUAGCUUUGGAGGAAACCAAAAUGAUUCAUUCAAUAAGCCUCCAGUCAAGACCGAACCUAUGGAUAUAGGUCGCCCAGCUGGUAAUCAAUACCCUCCCAACAACACCAAUAGAAACUAUCCUCCUGUUAAAUCAGAGUCACGUGACCAUGAUAACACUUCCCAGCAUAGCAACAAAUCAUUCGGUUCCACUAUGAUUGAUUACAACACUCCGGAGACAAAACAGUAUGGAGUACCCCAAGAUAACAGCAAUAAUAUCUCUAACAGAGACCAGUAUGGUCAGCAGUCUGCGGGCGGUAAUAGCUCCUUCAACCAACAAAGACCUAGAUUUGGAGAGCAAGGUCCAGGAAGUGGUACUCAGCAAUAUGGUGGCUUCAACAAUAACAAAAGCCAACCGUCAGGCGGGUUCGGGCAAUCCGGUGGACCUGGUAACCAGCAGUCAACCGGCUCUAGCCAGCAGUCAAGAGAUAGCGGUAAAUUUAACCAGGGCGGAAGUAGCUACAAUCAAUCCGGACGCGGUGGUGGUGGUGGUAGUGGUGAUGGUGGUCCUAGCAGCUCUCAACCUGGAUCUUAUGAUCUCAGCCAAAUUGGCAAAUUGUUCAAUCCGCCCGCACAAGCUCCAGCACCACCUCCAGGGCCCGUUGGAGCUCCGGCUGGAUUUGAUAGAGUUGGAAAUAGUGGCGCUGCCAACAAGCCCCCAGGUAGGUCUGCUGACUUAGGAGCUCCAAAUCAGUACAACCAGCAACAGACUUCUAACUACGGAUCUGGUCAGUACAACAGUCAGCCCCCCUUCGUUCAAGAUCAGAAACCAAGCUAUGGUGCUGGCAAUCAGAGACAAAGUUACGGGGAGAGGCAGAGCUACAGCGACCCGCUAGCAAGGGAUUUGGUGAGAGUCACAUCGCCAGCUAUGGAGGAAAUCAGAGACAAGGCUAUGAAGACAUACAGAAACAAAAAUACGGCGAUGUUUCAAAAUCAUCCGGCUAUGGAGAAGCUCCGCGACAGGGUUCCAUCGAUAACCAGAGACAGAGCCAUGGUGAUGACCACAAACAGGGUUAUGGAGGCAAUCCAAGUCAAAGUCACGGUGAAAGUGCUAGACCAAGCUAUGGUGAGCCUCCAAAACCAGCCUAUGGAGACAUUCCGAAACCUAAUUACGGAGGUCCGUCAACCCAAAAUUAUGGAGACACAUCAACCCAAAACUACGGAGAAACAUCGAGGCAAAACUAUGGAAAUUCACAGAGACAAAGCUAUGGAGACAGCCAAAGAUCUGGAUACGGAGACAACCAACCACGAUCUGGAUACAGUGAAACGCCAAGACAACCCCAAGGAGACAACUACGGACAAAGUUACGGAGACAGCUACAGUAGUGGAUCACAAGUUAAAAAGGAGGACCCGCGGUCUGGAUCCUAUGGUGAGCAACCUGCUCAUCAGUCCUACAACUCCGGGAACAAUUCUGCGCCCCAAUAUGGUGGGGUUCCAGCUAACCCUACGGAUCUCAAAGAAAGUGUUUCCCAAAUAUUCCAGAACUAUGGCAGCCAGUUGAAUGCUGUGGGAGCGAGAGCCUCUAGUCAGGAGGCAGAUCAAGGUAUACAGAGGUACACAAGCCAACAGUCGUACGGAACACAACAGUACACCGCAGUUCAGCAGUACACUGCUGCUCCUCCGGAUAAUAGCCAGGGACAGCAGCGAGGAGGUCCGCCGGAUCAAACAGGCUAUCAACAAUACCCAUCUCAGAUACCUUAUCAGAGCUACCCUGGAUACCAAUAGCCUGCCUUCUUUUCCAGGAACUUUUAUCUCUGAAAUAUUUUAUCUACAGACGUCUAAUUUUUUUACAGAUGAAUUAGAAUUUGACUGUUUUGGUUCACGUUGUAGUUUUAAAUGCCCCUCUUAACCUCGAUUAAACUAUCGUCGUUGUUAUAUUCUUUUUGUUUUAUUAGGCGGACUGAGAAAUGAGAAAGCGAAUGAGUGAAGUUGAAACAAGACGAUUAUAUUAUAGACCUCACAAAACUCCACGUAUAUUGAUAUUUCUUAUUCGACACUGUGAAUGUGGGAUUGAUUGGAUUUUAUAAUUCCAAUUUCAAUCGAUCUCACUUAGCUAAUUCUUUUAUCAUCCAAGAUCGAGAGAAACCUUUCUCAGCUCCAAGCUUUGAGAAGACUCUUUCGGUGUUGGUUUGUAAAGAUCAAUGAAUGUAUCGUGUAGUGAAAUUGAAUGAAAAAUUAUUUAUUGAUAUUAUGUUCUAUAUUUGUUAUUCAAGAAAAAGUCUGUCUUCGUUGUACAUUUAGUGUUAACUAGUGAUGCUCGCAAAAUAUUUAUUC